Molecule: messenger RNA, 1049 nt
Organism: Pistacia vera
Lineage: Eukaryota; Viridiplantae; Streptophyta; Magnoliopsida; Sapindales; Anacardiaceae
Product: tetraketide alpha-pyrone reductase 1
Exons: 6
Coding region: 1-999 (332 amino acids)
Molecular function (GO): oxidoreductase activity, acting on the CH-OH group of donors, NAD or NADP as acceptor
Source: RefSeq, a predicted model, not a curated record
AUGGAUCAAACAAAAGGGAAAGUUUGCGUAACGGGGGCUUCUGGCUUUUUUGCUUCUUGGCUCGUUAAGCGCCUUCUCUUGGCGGGCUAUCAAGUCACUGGAACAGUUAGAGAUCCAGAAAAUGAGAAGAAAUUAGUACAUUUGUGGAGGCUGGAAGGAGCAAAGGAGAGACUGCAAUUGGUGAGGGCCAAUUUAAUGGAAGAAGGCAGCUUUGAUGAAGCAAUUAAGGGAUGCCAUGGUGUCUUUCACACCGCUUCCCCUGUAAUCAAACCUUCAUUUGACCCCAAGGUAGAAAUCAUAGAACCAGCUGUGAAGGGGACACUGAAUGUGCUACGUUCAUGUGCGAAAAAUCCAUCUCUAAGGCGUGUGGUUCUCACCUCAUCUUCUUCAACAGUGAGAGCAAGAGAUGAUUUUGACCCCCAAAUCCCUCUUGAUGAGUCAUCUUGGAGCUCUGUCGACCUAUGCGAGAAACUCCAGAUAUGGUAUGCUCUAUCAAAAACUCUGGCUGAAAGGGCUGCAUGGGCAUUCUGUGAAGAGAAAGGGAUUGAUUUAGUCACAGUUCUACCUUCAUUCGUUAUUGGACCUAGUUUGCCUCCUGAUUUAAGUUCUACCGCAUCUGAUGUCCUUGGCUUACUAAAAGGAGCAACAGAGAAAUUUCAGUGGCAUGGCAGGAUGGGAUAUGUUCACAUAGAUGAUGUUGCCCUUUGCCACAUCCUUGUUUAUGAGCACAAAAGUUGUCGUGGGCGAUACCUUUGUAGCUCAACCGUGGUGGAUAACAAUGACUUGGCAUCCUUUUUGUCAUCACGUUAUCCAUGGCUUCCUUUGCCUCAAAGGUUUGAAGAACUAAACAGACCAUACUACGAGUUCAACACUUCAAAACUGACCACUUUGGGAUUCAAGUUCAAAUCUAUUGAAGAGAUGUUUGACGAUUGCAUUGCUUGGUUUGUGCAGCAAGGUUAUAUAGAUGGCAAAGAGCAAUCAUACAUAAACAAUGCUUGAAAUUGUACUUCAAUAUUUCUUUAGAUUGUCAAAUGAAUGAAGUACUAAUG